Anneissia japonica is the source of this 648-nucleotide messenger RNA. RefSeq lists its product as uncharacterized. The coding region runs from base 142 to 648 and encodes 168 amino acids. Lineage: Eukaryota; Metazoa; Echinodermata; Crinoidea; Comatulida; Comatulidae. The transcript is spliced from 5 exons. The record is from RefSeq and is a predicted model, not a curated record.
UGAUAUCUGUUCACGCGUACGCAUCGCAUCGUGGAAUUCAGUUCAUUAUAAUAAUACAGUGUGAAACUGCCGCGAUACGUGCAUUACGUGAAGUAGCCAUACAUUGUAGGGCCAGCUGUUGUAUUUCGGAAAGGCAUAAAAAUGGUUGCACACGGUGUAUGUCAGUAUAUUGCAUCUAUGGCUUGCAGGCCGAGUACACCUGUGGUGGCAGAUAUGUCCAAAAUUAGUCAACUUACGUCCCUCAUUACUGAAAACUUUUCAGCAACGCUUGUCCGAAAUGAACGUGUGGAAGCCCAUCACCAAUUUGCACACAAAUGUGCAGAUUUGCUUAAAAAGGAAAUGCAGCAAAAUCAUUGCAAUGGGACAAUCCGAUCAGGUGAAUGUUUUGGAGAAGCAACUGUCAAUGAAUACACAUUCAAAUUUAAAGUGCUUAAUAAUUACGAUGUGAAAACAAAGAUGAAAGUUAUAUUCGAAGAAUCUAAUCUAGCUGAAGAAUCAAGUGAACAACGUAUUGUUGACAUUUUAACCAGUUUAUCAGAACGAGAAUUUCAUACUGAAGCCUUGGAAUCUACCGAAAACAAUUCAUUGCUCGGAAACGGGUCAAUAUCAAUGUAUUACCCCCACGGCACUGGAACCACACUGGAAUAA